AUGAGCACCGAUAACAACCCCCAGUCUAUAUUGCACAUCUCUGCACCCGAACCACAUGAACCAUCCCCGCCCCUUCUCAUCUUCGUCCUCGGCCCUCCCUGCGCCGGCAAGUCGACGAUAUGCACCAUUCUAGCCAAACACUUCAACCUAGACCACUUCUCCCUCGGCAAUGAGCUCCGUAACCUGGUCUCCUCAAACUCGACUGGCCAUCCCGCUCGCAUAAAAUGCAAGCUGUCGGUAGAGGAGCUGGGAGAUCUCGCCAAGAACGUCAAAGCAGGAACACUGGCGCCGUCCAACAGAACACCCAAGGGAGUGGAUCGGUGGGAGACCUUCAAGGAGAGUGUCAAAGAUAUAUGGCAGCCCAAUGGCAAUACUUGGGUAUUAGCAUUGUGUACUGAUCGAGAAGUGGCAAGAGAGAGGUUUGUGAGUCGCGGAAGGGCAGGCGAUGUCUUCGAUAAGCGAUAUGACAGUCAUAAGGAUUCUAUCAGCGAGAUCAUCGCUGCGAUGAAGCAGGAUGAGAUGAAUGUGAUUGAGUGUGAGACUGGGCUGGGCUUCGACCCGCAAGAUAUAGUCGGAAUCGUUGAGAGCAUCUCACGAUUGGUGGAGGGCAAUCAGGCGUGA
This is a messenger RNA of Alternaria viburni, 621 nucleotides long. RefSeq lists its product as uncharacterized. The coding region runs from base 1 to 621 and encodes 206 amino acids. The record is from RefSeq and is a predicted model, not a curated record. The transcript is spliced from 2 exons. Lineage: Eukaryota; Fungi; Ascomycota; Dothideomycetes; Pleosporales; Pleosporaceae.